This is a messenger RNA of Diversispora eburnea, 375 nucleotides long. The record is from the annotation of a GenBank genome assembly. Lineage: Eukaryota; Fungi; Glomeromycota; Glomeromycetes; Diversisporales; Diversisporaceae.
GUGAAACUUGUAGUUUUCCGAUUGUUCUUGGAGAAAGAAUUACAGUCAAAAAUAAUAUAAUUUCUUUUGAUCAAUUCAAUGUUGGACUUCUCAAGAGAUUAAUCUUGGAGGAGAGAGACGAUAUUAGUAGCUUUAAAAUGUGUCUUUGGAAGGUUGGGAUUGAUGAAAACGAUGAAAACAUAGAAAAACUUAAAAAUACCGAAAUUGACAUUAAAAAUGAAUUUGGAGGUGUUAAGCUGAACGAUUCUAAAUUGGUUCAAAACGUUUUCUCAGUUAAACCCCCAGAAGAACGCAUCCAUAUCAUCGUGCAACCACUCUCCACCACUGGAAAAAGAAAACUAGAAGGAGCGGACGAGAAAAAUGAAGGCCAAGAAA